Hydatigera taeniaeformis is the source of this 1284-nucleotide messenger RNA. Lineage: Eukaryota; Metazoa; Platyhelminthes; Cestoda; Cyclophyllidea; Taeniidae. The record is from the annotation of a GenBank genome assembly.
AUGGAGAUGUCGCAGAUUCGAAAAACGGCAAAAGUUCCAAGUGUCGGAUUUGUCGGAGUCCCUCUUGAGGAUAACACAACUAUUAGUCACCCCGUCCUUUCUCAUGAAUCUUCCGGUGUUCUUGAGGAAUACGAAAUUGUUACUUCUAGCGGCAUUCCUAUCCGAGUUUAUCGACAACCCUCGAAUUCCAAAUCCGCCAUACUAACGUACCACGAUAUCGGAACAAAUCACACCUCAUUUUUGGGCUUUUUCUCCUAUCCUGAGAUGCAGGUGAUUUCGCGUCAUUUUACAAUCUAUCAUGUAUGUGCUCCGGGUCAUCAUGAAGGAGCUGAGCCACUUACACUCAACCCAGUAGAGGGUGAAACAUCUCUACUUCGUUCGAAUGAGGAGAGGAACAUUUCUACCACGGGUGAGGACAGCCUUUUCGGGCGACAGUCUGCUUACCAGAAUGUUGCAGAUGAUAGCGUUACUUCCACAACGACCAGCCAAUAUCCCAGAAUGGACGAGUUGGCCGAAAUGCUAACCUCAGUUGUGGACUACUUCAAAAUGAAAUACUUUGUCGGUUUUGGCAUGGGUGCCGGCUCCAACGUUCUGGCGCGUUUCGCGCUCCGUCAUCCGGACAAUGUGCUUGCUCUGUUUCUGCUCAAUCCCAAUGGAACGACUCACGGCUACUAUGAGUGGUUCCGCAAUCGCUGGUCUGAUCUGCCCAAUCUGCAGCGGGGCUUCUUCACCGACAACCUCCUCAGCCAACUUGAAGCACACUGGUUCGGAUUUGGUCUGGCGGAAAAUCACGACCUUGUUGCCUUCUACACUCAACUUGCUCGCAGUCUUAAUCCUAUCAACGUGGCAGGAUACAUUGACUCUUACAUAAACCGUACCGACCUCGGUCUUGUCCGCUGCCUUGAUCCACCCUCGGUGAUUGAACAGCGCGAACGCGAAGCCGGGUCUCAAGCAACUCAGCCCACUGCGAUCAAGGUCAAUUGCUGCCUUGUAACGGGUGCUCUGGCGCAAGACUUGGCUCGUGCGUUGUCUGACUUAAAUGGACGUAUGGAUCCAAGAAAGACACAGUUCCUUCUAGUGCCCGAUUGCAAUGGAUUUCUGAUGGAAGAGGACCCGGACAAGUUGGCGGUGAACUUUCUACAUUUCCUACGGAACGAAGGCUUCUUGGUGAGUAUGACCCCAGAGAAGCUGCACAAAGAAGCGGCUGCACUACAGAUGGAACUGGCGCGAAGAACCAAUCAGGAUUUACCUAACUCCGCUUUUAUGCUAGAACAGGAGGCUUAA